AUGGACACAUCCCAGCAUCCUCGAGUAGCGCUUCUAUCGCCAUCGUCGUCCCUGUCAGUUGAUCAUCAUGUCGCUUCCUCCAAAUUGGCAUUGUCCACCGCCGAUUCGAAGCCUACCUACUUUCAAAACCCUUGGAGAUCGUAUCGAGCUCCCUCACUCAAUGAUGCCUGGCUAGCUUAUCAGAAGGGGGCAGCAAUAGCUUUACCACCUCACAAGACUCCCGCACGUCGUCCAUACCUCGGUACAGGGCCGGAGGACGAGAGUGCGCCGCUGGCCGUGGAUCCCGAGGCAGAUGAUGCGGAUGAUCCGAGAGAUUCAUCUGGUGCACUCUGGUCCGAAGGAGGAUGGUUAGGUAAAGUCUACGUCAGGCCGGAAUUCGCAACGGUCAAGGAUGAAGUAGAGAGGGAGCAUUGGAAAGACCCACCGAUUGAAGUCAUCGAGCCAGACUGGAGGGAGUAUGGUGAUCAGAGUGAGACGGGAGACGUGACAUGGUUAGGACAUGCUAGCGUUCUAGUGAGGAUACCUUGGAAGAGAGAUGGGGAGAAGCAGCGUGCUGGAGCUUGUGGUGUCUUGUUUGACCCGAUCUUCUCUUACAGGUGCUCGCCUUCGCAAUACGUUGGACCGGCUCGAUAUCUGCCUCCGCCAUGUACAGUUGCGGAUCUGCCGCCAAUACACAUCUGUUGUAUUUCUCAUGAUCACUACGAUCAUCUUGACUACUACACUAUUAUGGAUUUAUGGAAGUACCAUCAAGCUACGAUACAUUUUUUCGUCCCAAUGGGACUGAAAGGAUGGUUCACAGCUUCUACGAUCCCAGAAGACCGCGUGACGGAGCUUGACUGGUACCACGAGACGCUCCUCAACUUUCCCUACCCAUCCUCCGGCCAAGAUGAGGGAACAGUUUCCGAUGAUGAUGGCGAUGAUGAGGGUCCAAGUUACUCAGCUCCGGCCAAGGUCGACCCGGAAGCAGCACUGACCCUCAAGAUUGCUUUCACACCCGCACAACAUCGGUCAGGUAGGGGCAUCCUCGAUCACAUGACAACAUUAUGGGGAAGUUGGUGUAUCGGUGUGGUGGAUGCGGAUGACGCCUUGAAGGCUACGGAUCUGGGUAUGAAAGGCUGGAAGGGCUGGCGAAUGUUCUUUGGAGGAGACACUGGGUAUCGUUAUGCCACUGCACCGGAAGACGACGAGGAGGCCGUAUGCCCGGCUUUCCAAGAAAUCGCAUCUCUAUACUCUCCCUUCGAUUUCUGCAUGCUUCCUUUAUCGACCGGCUCGUCGCUCCCCUUUUUACGCACUGUCCUCUCCCUAUCACUGGAUCAAUACACCCUCACCUCGUCCCAACACUGUUCACCUGGUGAUGCACUAGAGAUUCAUCGGAUCAUGAAAAGUCGUCGAUCAUUGGGUAUCCACUGGGGCACUUUUUGUGAUGCCGACGAGGCUCGGGGUACGCGUAUAACGUUUGCUCGGGAGAGAAGAGAUGGAGCUGUAUGUAACACGUGGGAGGGGGAGGGAGAUGGAAAGGCUGAGAACGGGAGAUUUGUCAUUUCUGACAUUGGCCAGAUCCUGACGUUUCCGCAAAAAUAG
Kockovaella imperatae is the source of this 1581-nucleotide messenger RNA. Its product is annotated as beta-lactamase superfamily domain-domain-containing protein. The coding region runs from base 1 to 1581 and encodes 526 amino acids. Lineage: Eukaryota; Fungi; Basidiomycota; Tremellomycetes; Tremellales; Cuniculitremaceae. Gene Ontology annotation, cellular component: cytoplasm; membrane-bounded organelle. The transcript is spliced from 6 exons. The record is from RefSeq and is a predicted model, not a curated record. Gene Ontology annotation, molecular function: N-acylphosphatidylethanolamine-specific phospholipase D activity. Gene Ontology annotation, biological process: N-acylphosphatidylethanolamine metabolic process; N-acylethanolamine metabolic process.